AUGACGAAAACGAAGCAUGCAGAUGUAAAGUCCGCAGUAUCUGAACCCGCCCCUCUUUACAUUGCGCCGAUACCACUUGAUGAAAGUGGGCAAUCUCGUAUUCRACGAGUCCUKAUCACAAAUCGAGGCGAGAUAGCAUGUCGUAUCAUUCAGACCUGUCGAAAGGUCAAUGUGACAGCAAUUGCUGUGUUUGUGGACGAAGACGCAACUUCCCGACACAUCCUGGAAGCCGAUGAAGCCAUAAAACUUGGGCCCAUCGAUCAGAAAGGCGGCAAUCCUUAUUUGAAUAUCGAACUGUUGGUCCAGGUUGCGCUCAAGGCCGGCGUAGAUACCAUUCAUCCCGGUUAUGGCUAUCUGAGUGAGAAUGCUACAUUUGCGGAUGCUGUGCGGGGAGCUGGCAUUGCGUUCGUUGGCCCAAGUUCACAUGCAAUGUCGACGCUGGGCGWCAAGAGGUCGGCAAAGGCUUACCUCAGUGAACACGAUCCAAACGUACCACUAAUCCCCGGCGCUUCAGGCCUCAGCCAACAAGCCGAAGACCUGCAACUGUUUGCUGAAAAGAWUGGCUAUCCGGUUAUGCUAAAGGCCUCGGCUGGCGGAGGAGGAAAGGGCAUGCGGAUUGUCCGGCAAUCCUCGGAAUUCCGCGAGGAAUUGCAGACAGCACAAUCAGAGGCAGCGCGAUUUUUCGGAUCGAGUGAUUGCAUCUUGGAGAAGUAUAUCGAAGCGGGCAAACAUAUCGAGAUUCAGAUCCUAGGCGACCAGCACGGCAAUGUCUUCAGUUUGGGGGAGCGAGAAUGCUCCGUUCAGCGAAGACACCAAAAGGUUAUUGAAGAGACUCCGUCACCCUGGCUUGAUGCGGCCAAGCGCAGUGAGAUGAGUGAAGCCGCAGUGCGAGUGGGAAAGCUGCUCAAAUACGAGAACGCCGGUACCGUCGAAUUUGUGUUUGAUGUUGCCACGGGCAAGUUCUACUUUCUCGAGGUCAACACACGACUGCAAGUUGAGCAUCCCAUCACCGAGGAAGUCACCAGACUAGAUGUCGUGUCUCUGCAGCUGUUUGUUGCUGCGGGAGGAGACCUCUCUACACUUCCGCAACUGCAAUCCAUCCAGCAAGUGGGACAUGCCAUCGAGUGCCGACUAUGCGCAGAGGACCCAAACCGUGACUUUUUCCCAGAGAGUGGGACGAUACGACUAUGGCGACCAGCAACACUUUCUCAGGAAGACGUGAAGCAUGUUCGCUUCGAAUCCGCUGUCCAGACUGGCUCUCAAGUCUCAAUCUAUUUCGAUUCAAUGAUCGCCAAGAUAGUAGUCUGGGCCCCAACAAGAGCACUUGCAAGAGUCAAGCUUGCCCGUGUUCUCGCCGACACUGCAUGUAUCGGAGCGAGGACCAACCAACAAUUCCUACAGAGUUGUCUCGGUAAUGGUGGCUUUUCAGAUCCAGGCUACACCACAAAUUUCAUACCACAGAAUCUCACCGCGCUGCUGGCCCCGCCAUAUCCGCAAGCCACUGCGCAGGUGGUCUCAAGUCUGCCGUUACUCGUUGCAUACGCCUUGGCGGCGUUACCACGAUACUUGCCAGCCAGUGGACAGAGAUCGGCAUUUUCAAAGAUCAGACCUGAAUUCCGCAAUCAGGCUUUUGACAGGAUCAACCGUGCACAACGUCGAAUCAUCGUUCUGCCUGACAAUCAAGCGAAUCUCCAAACAUUCGUGUGUUCAUGGGAGACCAAUAGCGGUGGUGGUGGAAAGGCGGAGCAUGUCGAGGGAUGCGUAGCUCCCCUUCCCAUCCCAGAAAGUUCACCCGCCAAUGCAACUGCAAGAUACAAUACCUUCAGCAACGCGAUCAGGAAAGGCCCACUCCCUGGCGAGCAUCGACACAGCAUCGCGAUCAACUCCUGUACAGUCAACACCAUCACAUCCGGACCUGCGUCAUGGCUCUCUGCUACCCUUGAAAUCUCAAUCGACGGCACAAAUUCAACAGUAUACCUCGCCACAGAGCGACCCGAUAUCAGCUCCGCCAACGCCACACAUACAGGAACACCAAUGCGAGCAAUGUGCCACAUCCCCCGAUGUGGAACGUGGUACGACGCAAAUUGUUACAGCGUUCUAUCAUAUUUUGAAAAUUUGCGGGAGGCUGUUGAAGGGGAUGGAGAGGCUAAGAAGCUCAAAACUGUUACUGCGCCUAUGCCUUGCAAGGUCCUUUCUGUUUUGAAGCAGGAUGGUGAGAGGGUUAAGGCGGGAGAUAAAUUACUUGUUGUGGAGAGUAUGAAGAUGGAAAUUAAUAUCAAUGCUGCUGUUGAUGGGAUUUUUAAGGGGAUGGUGCUGGAGCUGGAUGCUGUUGAGGAGGGGACUGUUUUGUGUGUUGUUGAGUAG
Messenger RNA from Ramularia collo-cygni, 2364 nucleotides. RefSeq names its product related to methylcrotonyl-coa carboxylase alpha chain, mitochondrial precursor. Lineage: Eukaryota; Fungi; Ascomycota; Dothideomycetes; Mycosphaerellales; Mycosphaerellaceae. The record is from RefSeq and is a predicted model, not a curated record. Bases 1 to 2364 code for a protein of 787 amino acids. The transcript has 2 exons. Gene Ontology annotation, molecular function: methylcrotonoyl-CoA carboxylase activity; ATP binding; metal ion binding. Gene Ontology annotation, cellular component: mitochondrion.